Cryphonectria parasitica EP155 is the source of this 2008-nucleotide messenger RNA. RefSeq lists its product as uncharacterized. The record is from RefSeq and is a predicted model, not a curated record. Bases 50 to 2008 code for a protein of 652 amino acids. Gene Ontology annotation, cellular component: cytoplasm; microtubule; membrane. The transcript is spliced from 3 exons. NCBI's taxonomy places the organism in Eukaryota, Fungi, Ascomycota, Sordariomycetes, Diaporthales, Cryphonectriaceae. Gene Ontology annotation, molecular function: GTPase activity; microtubule binding; GTP binding.
UACAAGACUGGGAUUCGUGCAUUUUAUCUCCCAUAACUUCGAAAUUACGAUGCCAGAUGAACUCAUUGACAGGCUACGCGGAAUCAACCACUUCGUCUCGCUUCCCCAGAUCAUCGUGUGUGGUGACCAGUCAUCGGGCAAGAGCUCAGUGCUCGAAGCGAUCUCCGGGGUAUCCUUUCCCGUCAAGAGCAAUCUUUGCACACGCUUUCCCACAGAGCUUGUCCUGCGCCGGGCACCCCAAGUUGACGUCAGCGCCUCCAUCGUUCCUCAUCACUCUCGAAGCAGCCCAGAGAAGGAAGGUCUUGCUGGCUUCCACAGGGAUCUCAAGGAUACCGAUGGGUUCGGAUCGCUGAUCGAGGACGCCAAAGACGCCAUGGGCCUAUCGACACACGGCAAGGCCUUCUCCAAAGACCUCCUUCGCGUUGAGAUCUCAGGUCCCGAUCGUCCUCACCUUACCAUCGUGGACCUCCCUGGCCUCAUCCACUCGCAGACAAAACAUCAGACAGCUUCCGAUGUCGACUUGAUUCAAGACGUCGUCGACUCGUAUAUGAAACAGCCUCGAAGCAUAAUUCUUGCUGUGGUCUCGGCUAAAAACGACUUCGCGAACCAGAUCGUCCUUAAGCUGGCCCGUUCGGCCAACCCUGCUGGCAGUCGAACGAUGGGAGUCAUUACAAAGCCCGACACUCUGAUUCCUGGGUCACCAAGUGAGGCCAUCUACACAUCUCUGGCUCAGAACCAAGAGGUCGAGUUUCGCCUUGGCUGGCAUGUGCUGAAGAACAUGGACUGCGAGGCCGGCAAGGCGUCGCUCACCCAGCGUGAUGCCUCAGAGACCACAUUCUUCGCCCAGGGGAUCUGGCAGAAUCUCCCCAGCGCAAUUCUCGGUAUUGACCAGCUACGCUACCGCCUCAGUAAGGUUCUCCUUGCGCACAUCACCUCAGAGCUUCCCAGCCUGGUACAAGAGAUCGAGUCGAAGCGCGCUGCGUGUUGGGAGAAACUGAGAAAGCUUGGUCAGCCUCGAGUUACCUUGGCAGAACAGCAGCUCUACCUGCUCGGAGUCAGCGAGGCCUUCCAGCGGCUGGUCAAGAGCGCAGUUGACGCCAACUGCACUGAUCUAUUCUUUGAGGAUGUUGAAUCCGAACGCGGCUACCAGCAGCGAAUCCGCGCGGUUGUACAAAAUCUCAACCUAAGAUUUGCCAAGGAACUCUCUACACGCGGUCAUCGCCAUCAAAUAAUUGACAGCUUCGAGUCGGGAAGUGCCUCUUCGCCCAAGGGCAUCUCCGUCACGCGAAAUGAGUUUGUAGAUCGGAUAGAAGCAAGAAUGCGCAGGUCUAGGGGUCGGGAACUGCCUGGACUGUUUGAUCCCAUGAUCAUGGCAGACUUGUUUCGCGAUCAAGCUGGUCCGUGGGAGGCUAUUGUCGUCAGUCACGUUCAUCGGGUUUGGAAGGCGUGUAAGACAUUCCUCAAACUUGUCAUCGCGCACAUCACCGAUCCCAGCACGUCAACUGCGCUCGUCCAGAACAUUUUCGACCCCGCAAUGGACAGGAUCUUGACAGCUCUCAAAGCCAAGACUGCUCAGAUUCUGAAGUCCCAUCAGACCAUCCAUCCCAUCACCUACAAUCACUACUUCACUGAGACUGCUCAGAAGAUUCGAGCCGCUCGGAAGAGUGCCGAAUGUGCCUCAAUUGUAAAGGGCUUCUUCCGCGUCUCUGAUCUGAAAACUCGCCAUCUGAGAAUCGAUGCAAAUCUUUCGGACUUGGUUGAUGCUCUAGUUGCUAUGAAGCGAUUUGUCGACGAUGUUGCUGUCGAGGUUAUUGAGGUCUGUCUUGUGUCUGUUCUGGGUGACGUGUGGUCCCCAACUGGGGUUUACAAGAUGGCACCUGAUCUGGUCAGUUCCAUUGCUGGCGAAUCGGAGGAAGCCCAGUCUCAGAGAGAGCAGCUUAUGCGACAAGUCGGUAUUCUAAGCAAGGGAGCUGAAAUAUGCAAGGGCUUCGUCAGCGGCAUGAAUUAA